This is a messenger RNA of Saprolegnia diclina VS20, 413 nucleotides long. RefSeq lists its product as hypothetical. The record is from RefSeq and is a predicted model, not a curated record. Lineage: Eukaryota; Oomycota; Saprolegniomycetes; Saprolegniales; Saprolegniaceae. The transcript has a single exon. Bases 16 to 366 code for a protein of 116 amino acids.
CAAAAAGUAUCUUGCAUGGCGUGCACGUCGUGCGACGCAUUGCGCAGCGCGCUGGUGCACUCCAAGACCGCGCUGGCGGCGACAACCUCUGAGCUCGCGGCGCUUCGGGUUCACACCGAACAGCGUCUGCCCGAUCUGGGCGCCUACCGCCUGUACGUUGUCCACGCCCGCAGCCAAGUGCGCGCGUUGCAAGCGCAGCUAGAUGCGGAGCGCGCGCUCUCAGACGAGCUGCGUCGUGAGCUCGUGACGUACAAAGCUGCUUCGUUGGCACCGAUCGAGACGCGCCCACGGCACGACUCGUUGCUCUCGUCCGUCGCGGCGCUCGAAGCGACCAUUGCUUCGAUGGCGUCCGACCACAAACCGUAACGACAACAUAUUGUCCUAUAAAAUACACAAAGAUUACGUGGUGCGUA